Sphenostylis stenocarpa is the source of this 1185-nucleotide messenger RNA. NCBI's taxonomy places the organism in Eukaryota, Viridiplantae, Streptophyta, Magnoliopsida, Fabales, Fabaceae. The record is from the annotation of a GenBank genome assembly.
AUGUUACCCGAAAGGGUCAAGGCUAAUAUUGAGGGUGACAUUGCUGAGAAUCAAAGCCAAGUGGCGGUGGUAGUUCUUUUGGCACUUUCCCUCAUUAAUUGCUUCUCCUGCCUCAAGUUGGGAGAAACUUGUGGGUCUGAGAACAAAUGCAACGGUGGUUUAAUUUGUGCAACAUGUCCAGAAAAUGGGAAUACCCGCUCUAGAUGCGUCAGGACCCAACCUAUAAUCCCUACUUCCAAGGUGAAAGGUUUGGCAUUCAACAAAUAUUCGUGGCUGACAACCCAUAACUCAUAUGCUCAAUCUGAUGUUAAAUCAGAAACAGGAUCAAUCAUUAUAACCACCACCACACAGGAAGACACAGUUGCCCAACAACUCAAAAAUGGAGUUCGUGGGCUUAUGUUGGAUUUGUAUGAAUUUGAAAAUGACAUCUGGUUGUGUCACUCGUUCGGAGGCAAAUGUUACCAAUACACUUCGUUUAAACGUGCUAUAACCGUGCUCAAAGACAUUCGAUCAUUUCUGGAAGCAAAUCCAUCAGAAAUUGUGACCAUCUUCAUUGAAGACUAUGUGUCAGCUCCCCAGGGGAUCUCAAAGUUGUUUGAUAAUGCUGGGUUGAGCAAGUAUUUGUUCCCGCUGUCUAAAAUGCCUAAGAAUGGUGAAGAUUGGCCAACCGUUGAUCAUAUGGUUCAACAAAAUCAACGCUUUGUUGUUUUCACUUCUAAAUCAUCAAAAGAACAAUCUGAUGGCAUUGCUCAUCAAUGGAAAUACGUGGUAGAAAACCAAUAUGGAGACGACGGAAUGAUAAAUGGGUCUUGUCCAAAUCGUGGAGAAUCCCCAGCUAUGAACACAAAAUCAAGGUCAUUGGUUCUGAUGAACUAUUUUCUGACUAAUGCUAAUGCAACUGCGGCUUGUGCUCACAAUUCGGCUCCAUUGGUUAACAUGCUCAAAACCUGUCAUGACGCUGCGGACAAACGGUGGCCAAAUUUCAUUGCUGUUGAUUUUUAUCUGAGAAGUGAUGGAGGAGGAGCCCCAGAAGCUGUUGACAUUGCCAAUGGUCACUUAACUUGUGGAUGUGACAACAUUGCCUAUUGCAAGCAUAAUGCCCCGUUUGGAACAUGUGAUGUGCCUCCAAUUUCUCCACCGCCACCUGCGGCUGCUCCCCGGUCGCCCCCCCGCGAAAAAAGCUGA